Molecule: messenger RNA, 2069 nt
Organism: Lonchura striata (white-rumped munia)
Lineage: Eukaryota; Metazoa; Chordata; Aves; Passeriformes; Estrildidae
Product: cytochrome P450 2J2-like
Biological process (GO): xenobiotic metabolic process
Cellular component (GO): intracellular membrane-bounded organelle; cytoplasm
Molecular function (GO): oxidoreductase activity, acting on paired donors, with incorporation or reduction of molecular oxygen, reduced flavin or flavoprotein as one donor, and incorporation of one atom of oxygen; heme binding; iron ion binding
Source: RefSeq, a predicted model, not a curated record
CUCAGAUAUCCCCUGAGACCUGGGGCUUGGCCCAGGACUCCUCAUACCAGGGAGCGAGCUGCUGUAAACAAGGGAAGCACAAGGCUCUCGGAGCAGCUGGAGACUCCCUGGCACUGAGAAGCUGAAACUGGGACCUGGCACGCUGUGCCAGCACAUCACCCAUCUCCCCCUGGCCCCGGGGGCCUCAGUGGUGCCCUGUGAGCUCAACCUGCCUGACCUGCUGUGGGACACGUCCCUGCAGAGCCCCACCAUCCAGCCAUGCUGAACUUCCUCCGGGACAGCAUCUCCUUUCAGACGUUCCUCAUCUUUCUCUUCAUCUUCCUGCUCAUCGCAGACUACAUGAAGAACAGAAAUCCAAAGAAUUUCCCUCCCACCCCCUUCCGCCUUCCCUUUCUGGGGCACAUCUACCUCUUAGACUUCAAAGAUCCUGCGGUCACAGUGAGCAAGCUAAGUCAAAGAUAUGGUGACAUCUUUGGCAUACACAUGGGCAGCAUGAAGUAUGUGAUGGUAAAUGGGAUGCGGCUGGUGAAGGAAGUGCUCAUAAACCAAGGGGACAAGUUCUUGGACCGCCCUGACAUUCCCAUAGACGAGGAGAUCUUCAGCAAGAUUGGGAAUCCUUUCAACCCUCAGCUGAAAGUCACCAAUGCUGUUGCAAAUGUCAUCUGCUCCCUCAUCUUUGGCAAUCGGUUUGAAUACCACGAUGAGGAUUUCCAAAGAAUGCUGAAGCUGAUGUAUGAAAUGACUGUCCUCCACGGAGCCGUCACAAGCCAGCUGUACAACACUUUCCCAUCUAUAAUGAAGUACUUACCUGGAGCCCACCAUACCAUUUUUAAAAACUGGAGGUUAUUGAAAAAAUUUAUGCAAGAGCAGAUCAACAAACACAAGGAGGACUGGAACCCUUCAGAGUGCCGGGACUACAUCGACAGCUACCUGCUGGAGAUCUCCAAGGACCAUGACAGUGACACCUUCCAGGAGGAACACCUCAUAGCCUGUUCACUCGACCUAAUGUUUGCUGGGACUGAGACCACAUCCUCAACUCUCCGCUGGGCUUUGCUGUUUAUGGCCACGCACCCAGAAAUUCAAGGCCGGGUGCAAGCCGAGAUCGAUGCGGUCAUCGGCCAGGCACGGCCCCCAGCCCUGGAGGACAGGAACAACCUGCACUACACCAACGCUGUCAUCCACGAAGUGCAGAGGAAAGGCAACGUUAUCCCUUUCAAUGUGCCAAGAAUGGCAUCGGAGGACACCUACGUGGAUGGCUACUACAUCCCAAAGGGCACUGGUAUAAUGGCAAAUUUAUCCUCUCUGCUGUUUGACAAGAAUGAGUGGAAAACCCCUAAUACUUUUAACCCCGAGCAUUUUCUGAAGGAUGGGAAGUUCUGGAAAAAGGAGCAUUUCCUACCAUUUUCUUUGGGGAAGCGUGCCUGCCUGGGUGAGCUACUGGCCCGUUCCGAGCUCUUCCUCUUCUUCACCUGCCUGCUGCAGAAAUUCACCUUCCAGGCACCCCCGGACACCACACUUACCCUCCAGUCCUUGAUAGGCAUCACAGUGGCCCCACAGCCCUACAAGAUCUGUGCAGUACCUCGGUAGGGAAGCCUUGGCCACCAUCCUCACAUGGAAAAUCCUUUCUCAGGGGUGCUGAAAACAAGCCCUUGGCAGCUCUAGGGGGAGGCUGGCUGGUUUAUUUCUUUCAAAGCAAUUGUAAAAUAUUUUUCUUCCACAAUUAGACCUUGCACUCUGUAUUCCAUGAUGGUGUGAUGAUCAUGGGAUCAGGCUGGGAAUUUCCAGGGCAUUAUUAGGCUUGCCCUAUGGCAGUGUAAAUUAAUGAGGGGCUUGGGGAUUUCCUAAGUUUAUGACGGAUGGCCAUGGUUCACUUUGGCAAAAUGAGGGGACACUUUAGACACUUUAGAGCCACCCACUGUGGUUGGGUACAGUGGGAGAGCAAUACCAGCUUUUGUUUUAUAACAUUAACACAAGUAUUAAUUUGACAUUUCCUUAACAUGUACUUACCUAAAAAAAAAAAAGUCAUUCUGUAACACUUGUCUCAUACAUAAUAAAUCUUUAUCAAAGCA